Messenger RNA from Paramecium pentaurelia, 1167 nucleotides. NCBI's taxonomy places the organism in Eukaryota, Ciliophora, Oligohymenophorea, Peniculida, Parameciidae. The record is from the annotation of a GenBank genome assembly.
AUGAGUAAAAAAGCAGAAAAAAAGAAAUAAGAAAAAAUAAUAGAGGAUAGAACAUUUGGACUAAAAAAUAAAAAUAAAAGUAAACAAGUUUAAAAGUAUUUGAGUUAUAAAAUAUUUUUUAGUUUUUGUAAAGGAGUUGCUUAAUAAGUUAAACAUAAUGGUGUUUCAAUGUCAAAAUUAUAGGCAGAAGAAUAUGAGAAAAAGAAAUUAGAAAAAUAAUUGGAGGAAGAUGAAAAAUUGAUACAAUCUUUAUAUAAAACAGUUGAAUAAGCAAGAGAUGAAGAAUCUGAAGAAGAAGUUGAUCCAAAAUCAAUAUUAUGUGAAUAUUAUAAAUAAGGUAAAAGAUAAGUAAAUGGAUAGGUCUUUGUUAAAAGGGUAAGAAAUGUAUUUAUUCUCAUGAUAUGAGUCUCGAAUAAAAGACAGCAAUACUUGAUUUAUAUACAGAUUAAAGAUAAUAAUUAACAGAUGAAUGGGAUACUUGUUAAACUUGGGAUGAAAAGACUUUAAAAGAUGUAAUUGAAGCCAAUGAGAAAACAUAUAAAAGGUAUCUAGAUGUAUUUAAAUAAAAUAGUUAAAUUCCAUCAGCUAAAGUUUGUGAUUUUUUUUUGGAUGCUUUAGAAAAAGGUAAAUAUGGAUGGAAAUGGGUAUGUCCUAAUGGUAUGACUUGUCAUUAUAAGCAUUGUUUGCCAUAAGGAUAUGUUUUUAGAAGGAAGGAGGAACUUAAAUAAUAAUUUGAUGGUGAUAUUGAAGAAGAAAUAGAUGAGGAAAUUUAAAAGUUGUAAAAAGGAGGAACAAAAAUUACUAAAGAAGUAUUUGAAAAAUGGAAGAUUGAAAGAGCUGAAAAAAAAAAGUAGGAAGCUGAAAAAUAAAAAUAAGAAGAAUAAAAAAAGAAAGGUUUAAAUUAUUUAUUUAAACAUAGGUGCUAAAUAAACAGGAGGAAAUAAUUAAAUGACUGGAAGAGCUCUUUUUGUUUAUGAUCCUAGUUUAUUUGUAGAUGAUGAAGAAGCUGAAAAUUAAUAUGAAAGAGAAGAGUAAAUAGAAGAGAAUGAAGAAGAAGAUGAAUAGUAAGACAAUGAAAAUAAAUAAAAAUUAUAUGAAGGAGAUGAUAAUCAAUAAUAAGAUUAAAGUGAAGAUGAAGAUUAAUAAUUUAAGUAACAAUAAUCAUGA